Messenger RNA from Funneliformis geosporum, 747 nucleotides. Lineage: Eukaryota; Fungi; Glomeromycota; Glomeromycetes; Glomerales; Glomeraceae. The record is from the annotation of a GenBank genome assembly.
AUGACGUGUUCAGUUGAACGAAAGACUCUUCUCAUUUGGAGAUUAUUUCAAUUUUGGACUUUCUUGGUGAUACUUGUUCUAGGUAUGUAUGAAACGUCUUUGGGAAAUGAUUCGGCUAAGAAUGAUCAAAUUAGAAUCUGGGUGUCCGAGGCAAUAAGUUUAUCCUUCUCCGGAUAUUUAUUGGUUAAGUUGAAUUCACGAUGGAAGGACUAUUUUCUCAAGAUAGAUGUUUUAAUUGAUGGAUUCUUGUCUGUCAUUUGGCUCGAUCAAAGCGUUCAUAAUUUAAUAGCCUUUACCAAUAAAGAAAUGGAAUGUAAUAAUGCAAUCAAAAAUGAUACACAAACAAAGUGUCAUUUAUUCCUUGGUAACACGACCCUUUCAUUUUUCGCGCUUUCUACCGCUCUCAUCAUGUUAAUAUUAUCGAUAGUAAAAUGGAAGAAAGGGCGUGAUGUUACAUCAUCAACUCAUGUUCAUGGCGUACAUGCUAAAUCACAGGCUUAUUUGGUUCGAAAAGGUUCAUUAAGCAAUGGUGAACCCGCAUUGUUCUUUUAUUCAAAGAAUAUGCACAAAUCUCCUUAUAAUAAUACCCAAAGAAAAUAUAUGUCCAAUUCAAUUGGGGUGGAUUCAACUUCUCCCGUUAAUAUCUCAAUACCAGAACCCGAAAUGGUUGCUACCUCAAAAUGUAGUCGUAAUGAUUAUGUUGGUUUGGAUGAAGAGGAGAAAGGUGAUCCUGCUUUGAAGUAUUGA